Molecule: messenger RNA, 3117 nt
Organism: Schistocerca nitens (vagrant locust)
Lineage: Eukaryota; Metazoa; Arthropoda; Insecta; Orthoptera; Acrididae
Product: ankyrin repeat domain-containing protein 6-like
Exons: 15
Coding region: 490-2952 (820 amino acids)
Molecular function (GO): protein binding
Source: RefSeq, a predicted model, not a curated record
AGAUGGCGGCCAGUGCGAGCGCCCCUGCCGAGGAGCGAGGCUGCGUCGCCUCAGUCCAGCGCCCGUGGCUCUCGUGCGUCCCGUGACUCGCGCUCUUGUGUAGUGUAGAGUGGUGUGGUGUUGUGUUGUGUUAAAGUCAUCUGUGUUAACUUGUCUGUCUGUUCAGACACUCGAGUGCGUAUUCGUUUGUUGACUGAGCGUGUGGUCUAGUAGCAGACAGCGGUACGGCUCCGCGCCCUACCGCUGUCAGGCGGAGUGCCCCGCAUCUCCUAACAGAGCGGAGUAACCUUACUUUGGUGGUGUGUUGUGUGAGAAUGUGUCGGUGUCACUCGUGCAACAUCUGUUAUUUGUGCCGUUUGAGGAGUGUCAUUUCAUAGUACUGUACUGCGCGCUACCUUGACGCGGUGAUUUCAACGCAAGCGGGGUGUGAUAUGGACAGCAUAGUGGCGACAUUCGAACGACAGAAGGAAUCGCUGCCACCGUUCACGAAUGCCUCAUGUCUUUGGUGUCAAGAAAAAGCAGCCCUCGCCCAGCGGGGAGGCUGGGAAACCCCAAAGGUGCCGGCGAGACGGCGGAUCGGCGACGGCGGCGGUAGCGGCGCGCCUGCGUGAGUCUGCGGCCCGCGGCGACACCAGGGAGGCGCUGCGACUUCUCGACGACGGCGCCCCGCUGCUGCCCGACGAGAAUGGCUGCAAUGCCCUGCACUUGGCUGCAUCAGCAGGCCAUGCAGACACUGUGGCUGCUCUCCUGCUUGCUGGCUGCGAUGUUAACAUCCCAGAUUCGUUGGGCUGUAGUGCUCUCCAGCGAGCUGCUGCUGAUGGUCAUGUGGAAGUGGUGAAACAGUUACUCAAGCAUGGUGCCAAUGUCAAUCAUCAGGAUAAUGUGCAUGGCAACACAGCUUUACAUGAAGCUAGCUGGAAAGGCUACAGCCGUACUGUAGCAGCACUGGCUCGAUGUCGUGGAGUCAAUCUUCAUCUAAAAAACUGUGGUGGAUUUGCUGCUCUCCACCUCUGUUGUCAAAAUGGGCAUAAUCAAAGUUGCCGUGAGUUGCUUUUAGCAGGCUGCAACCCGGACCUUCAAAAUAAUUAUGGUGAUACACCACUUCACACAAGUGCCAGGUAUGGACAUGCUGGAGUAACAAGAAUUCUUAUUAGUGCCCAGUGCCAUGUUUCAGAUCAAAACAAGAAUGGUGACACUGCAUUGCACAUUGCUGCAGCUAUGGGUCGCAGAAAACUUACAAGAAUAUUGUUGGAGGCUGGUUGUGACAAAAGUCUUAAAAAUAAGCAAAAUGAGACAGCAAGAGAUAUUGCUUUACGGAAAGAUCUAAAUGAAAUUCUCUCUAUUCUGGACAACUGCCCAGUAUUAAGGGCGAAGUCAAAGUACACAAAGACUGUCCAUGAGAAGGAAAUAAAGAAUGAGAAGAAACGGGAAAAGAACGAGAGUGGGACAAGUAGUAAAGACAGCAGCACCCGUCACAAAGAUAAGAAGAAGCACAAAAACAACCAUAAGGUGCACUUUGAAAGGCCAACAGGCAAGCAGUGGUCACCUUACGGAUGUCAUUACUUUCCAGAUCCUAAAGCAUUUCCACAACCAAAUCUGGAUUCCUUACCACAAGAGCCUCUGAAAAAGGGUGAACAAUAUUAUCUAGAUUUAGCUGGAAACAUUCGAAAGGGCCCAGUAGGCGUUGGAUACACAUGCUACUGUGCCCCAUUUUUCCGCCACAUGGAGGCCCGGCUGGACCGAGAUAAACAGGAACUGAAAGAGCAUAUCGAUCAGGCUCAUGAACGACUUGAUCGCAAAGUUUCAAGCUUGGAGCGCCGUACACAGGGCCGGUUAUCUGAACUAACACGCUGUGUUGAAGAUGGACAUGCACUGUGCGAGUCACGACAUCGUCAGCUUGAACAAUGGCUUGCACGUUCUGGUCCAGGAAGACAUUCAGAGCGCAUGGUAUCAGCAAGAACACCAUCACCCAAUAUUGUAACUAGAGCUCGCAGCUUGGAGAAUGUGUUGGAUGGUGGGGUGGAGCGAUUUGGUGAGCCUCGUGAGCAUAAUCGUAGCUAUGAUGCUCUGCUGGAUGGAAAUUGGCGGGAACAGUCAACAAGACAGUCUGCUGAGGUGCUGCCUGAUGUUGAUGUGUGCUACGAUUAUGAUGACAGACAUGAUGGCAAUCAGCGAUUUGAAACCAUACUCAACAAACGUGCUGCGAUAUAUGGUGACCCGCUCACUUGCAGGUCAUCUAGUCAUGCAACAGCACUACAGCAUAUUGAAGAAGAUCGCCUGCAAAAUAUCUCCAAUCACAAGCGCCCUGACAACAUUAGGCACCAGAAAACUGUUGGCAACUGCAUGGACAGAUGGCUUAAUAAGACUUUUAAGACUGAUGGUGUCAUAGAUGGGAACAGAAUAACUUCAAAUGACAGGGCAUAUAAAAAAAGCAAUGAUCAAGAAGUGUCAUUGCCACUUCAACAUUCAGUGCCUGAAAUGGUUGCACGGUUUCAGAACUCGCAGAUGUCUCAUACAGCCAUCCAGAAGUGCUACAGUCAUCCAUCUGAGCGAGUUGGUGAUAGCUCAGAUUCAAGUGAAGAUGAGUGUGAAGGUCAGGCUGCCGCAGUGGUGCCAAAUUAUGAAAAUGUCUGCCCUCAGCCUGAUGCCUCACAAUUGGCCAGGCAGCGUGUUGGUGUCUACAGCCCAACACAUGAAGCUAGCGAUCUUCAUAAUGAUUCAGGUUACAGUACAAGACUGUAUGGCAGUUCUAAAGGACCUUCACCCUCUUUGUCAGGACAAGUGGAGAGUGAAGCACAUGUUCAGAAGACAACUAUUUACUCAUCCCAGAAGCAAUUAAGAAUCACUGAUCGGCCAACCCAUCACACACAUUUAGGAAUGUUACCGAAACAAAGGUAUGAACAAGAAGGAGAAGAAGAUAGUAAUAAUAUAGUGACCGCAAGUUUAGUGUGAAAUCCCUGCACUGACUUGCAGUAAGCCAAAUGUACACAAAUUGAGCUUUAAUCAAACCCAAACCUUUACUUUUAUAGGUAUAUAUAUAUAUAUAUAUAUAUAUAUGUUUAAACACUGUUUCCAAAGUACAAUAAUUUUAAGUAUUAUAUAUAUGUACAUAUGUCA